AUGUGCAGUGCCGAGCAUGGACUAAAAGAGACAGGGAUUCUCCCCCUGCUGCUUCGCUCCGGGGCAAAUGUUUGUUUCGAGAUGAAGGAUGAAGAUGGCCCAGUAGCGACGACAGUCCUCCACUGUGCAGCCAUGGAAGAUGACCCGUCGAUUUUAGCGGUACUCCUUGGCUCGGAAACUGCUAAUGUCAACUUCCAGCUUCGGAAAUCACCGAGCAAUAUUCUAGUGAAAGAUGAUGACCCAACCAUAGACCAAUCGAGCAUCGAUGGGCGAAGAAGUUCAAGCACAAAGCGCACGGUAUCACGGAACGGCUCUGAUUGCGAUGGUGGAAGAGGCACCGGCGGGUGUAGUGAGGAUGAAGGUUCAGAAGCAGGCAGUGAAGAUGAUGACAGCGCCCUCAUGCCCGACAAUGAUUUACUCUCUGGCUUCAAUCGUGAUGAUCAUCGAUCUGACUUGUCUAAGUCAACCGACCUAUCGCUGAGUCAAAAUUUCAAGAUAGGGGCCACUCCCCUACACCUCGCAGCAAAAUGUCGAUUGGUGAAGAAUGUUAAGCUUCUUCUCGAGCAUGGAGCCGAUCCGCAUAUCAAAAAUGCCGAUGGCCAUACAGCCAUGGAUUUAGUUCUCGGACCGACCCCUACUUACUUCAGUAGUGAGGACAAGGCCUUUACUUCUGAGAAAGUGGAAAUCACAGAAUUGCUUCAAAAAUAUGGGCACAUUUCAUCGGAUGGUGAAGAGUCCCUCCUUGGGGUUACCUCUACUGAUGACUAA
Penicillium manginii is the source of this 768-nucleotide messenger RNA. RefSeq lists its product as uncharacterized. Gene Ontology annotation, molecular function: protein binding. The coding region runs from base 1 to 768 and encodes 255 amino acids. The record is from RefSeq and is a predicted model, not a curated record. The transcript has a single exon. NCBI's taxonomy places the organism in Eukaryota, Fungi, Ascomycota, Eurotiomycetes, Eurotiales, Aspergillaceae.